AAAAAAAAAGAGUAAAUGAUGGAGAAAAAGGUGAAAUAUUUGGGACAUAUUUUGACUGAAGGUUUUUGGUGUGUUGACCCAGAGACGGUCCAGAGAAUCUCAGAAUUAAUGCUACCCAGGACUAAAAAGGAGCUGUGACAAUUCUGAGGAUUAACAGGGAAUUGCAGGACCUGGAUUGAGGAUUCUCUGUUCCAGCCAGAACAUUGUAUGACUUUGUAACCCCAGACAGCCCCAAUGUUAUGGGAUGGACACGAGAAAGAGAACAAAACUUGAGAAAAUGACAAAACACAAUGAUUGAUGCCCCAGCCAAGGCUCUCCCAGACUCACAAAAGGAAUUGGAAUUGUGUGUGAAUGUUCAACAGGCCGGGACUGAGCCCGCACUGAAGGCAAGGGAGCAGCAGCCAGGGCUCCACAGCAGGGGAAGCCCCUGGGCCUGCCCACACAUCCUCUGCUGGAAUGCUCUGCCUGGGCACCCUCCUUGGGCACCUCCUGCCACUGGGGACAAUCCUUGCUGCCACUGCUGCAGCUUCAGUGCUUGCUGUGCCUGCACUGCCACAGGGCUGGGGAAGACAACGGGACAAUUCCACUCUGGGGCUCAGCCACACUCACACACUGGCUGCGCUGGGGCCGCCUCCGAGCUCCGCCGCCGCCUCACCGGGCUCCGGCCGCUGCCGCCGCUCCCGGGCCCGCACACGCGCUCCGCCAAUGGCGCCUCUGCUGCCACACGGCCCACCGGGGGGCGGGCCCGGCCCCGCGCUUCUCCCCGCUCUGCCCAAUCAGCGCCGCACAACCACGACUGACGCCACAAUCAGCCAAUCGCACACAGCCAGCCCCGGGCUCUGCACACGGCCCAGCCUCGGCCCGCGCUCUCCGCGCCCCCCGGGCUGUGUGAGGGGAAAGGCGGAGAUGAGGAACAGCCCUGGCACGGGCCCGGGCCCGAGGCGGCAUCGAGCUGCAAACACCAACAAAGUUCUCCGCACCUCCCGGCCCGCCUUUCCCAGCGCUGCGUGUUCGCUGCCACCGGCUCCGAGCAAAGCUGUCAGUUCUCCUAGCCCUAAUUCGGAGCAUCAGUGCAUGGCUUUGAUUUCCCCCAAAAAGAGAAAGAUGAAACCAAACCCAAGUGAGGUCUGGCCCCCCACCUACCCGGGGGGUUCGGCCUCUCCCCUUUUCACCCCCCGGGAACAGCUCUGGGACUGGGGGGGUCGAGUGGGACUGGGGGGGCACAGGGGGUCCCCAGCACCGGGGGGUCCUUUGGGGCUCGGUUCUUUCCCCCUCCCCACCCCCGUUAUCAGCCAGGACCCGCCGUUAUCACAAUGGACUCUCUCACACCUCAAUGUACCGGGCCUGCCCCAUGCACCGAGAUCUCCCCAUUCACUGCUCCCCCCUUCACCAACCCCCCCAAAGCGCUGCAUCGCAAAAACUCCCAAAUUCCAGAUCUCAAAUACAGCUUGA
This is a messenger RNA of Prinia subflava (tawny-flanked prinia), 1452 nucleotides long. RefSeq names its product nascent polypeptide-associated complex subunit alpha, muscle-specific form-like. The record is from RefSeq and is a predicted model, not a curated record. The transcript is spliced from 2 exons. Bases 457 to 1452 code for a protein of 331 amino acids. NCBI's taxonomy places the organism in Eukaryota, Metazoa, Chordata, Aves, Passeriformes, Cisticolidae.